AUGUCACAGCGUCAACGGUCGCGUACCUCACAACCGCUGCCCAGUGGCACUGCGCAUAGCAAUUCCUCCUCCUCGACAUCUUCUACACGCGCAGACCGCGUGACACGAUCCAUAAAUAGACACCAAUCCUCCAACAAAUCCUCUACGCCUCAUUCGUUGUCUUCUGAAGACGGUGACGAGCCGCUGGCGCUUGCCCAGCACAGCGAGCCUCCACAAACUAGACGCCGAACACGAGCACAAGACGUCGUUGACGAUAAUACGAAACUAGAAGAUGAAACCGGCGAAGAUGCCGGUGAAGAAGACGAGAUCACUCGUUGUAUUUGUGGUAACCAGGACUAUCCUGGUCCACCAAUUGAUUUGACCAAGCCGAUCGAGGGCCAGCUUGGGGCCGCAGUUGGUGGUGACCCUUCGACUGAGGGAGACUGGUUUCUAGCCUGCGAUAAAUGUUCUGUCUGGCAGCACGCUGGCUGUGCGGGCAUGAUGGUUGAGGCCUCCGAAAAUCCUCCACAGUAUUUCUGUGAAUUAUGCAGACCUGAUCUUCACAGAGUCGCGCAAAAUUCAAGCGGACAACGCUACUCUCUAUACAUCACAGUGCAAAAAAGGGUCCUGCCCAAACCUCCAGUGCGCAAGAGUUCAGUGCCAAAGGAGGCAGAAGAUAAAGCAAGUCGUGAGCGGGCAGCGCGUGAAGCGCUACAAAAGAGACGGUCAACCAUGAACAGUCGGGCCGCCGAAGACGAAGAAGAAGUGCUUCGCAAAGUCAUGGAGGAGAGUAAAACGGACGUGGACACUGUUGGGGCAGAAGAAGGUGCCAGUCGCAAAGGCAAGAGGAGCCGCGAUGAGAGUGAAGAAAUACAGCCGGAGCUGAAACGAGCCCGGACCGGAUCACAUUCAAUCGCGUCUUCCCCUGUUCUAGACUCUGAUGACGAUACCCCUCUAGCAAAACAGAACGGAAAGAACAGGCCGCGUGGAGCGGCAGCUAAGAGUCAGAAAGAGAAGGAGUUAAGAGACAAGGAACGUGAGAAAGAGAAGGCUGAGGCAGCCAACAAACGAAGAGGUCGUCUAGAAAGACGGCAUGCAGACAAUCCGGAUCUUAUAGAAGAGACACCUGUCAAUGAGGAUACGCCCGUCCCAGGGGAUAUUCCGGAGCCCCAGCCUCUCGAGCAUGCGCCAGCGAGCGGGCAGACCGCCCCAGCAAAGAAACCACCCCGACCAGCCCCAAAACGGACUAACAGAACAGGGAGAAAUCAAUAUACUCGCGAUAAUCCCACGCCGAACGCUGCGGUAUCACCAUCACAUCUAGACCAAUCGCCAAAGUCUCCGCAGACACGCACAAAUGGUCAAGACACUGGGACUGGAAGCGAUGCUGUCAGUAGCAAGCAAAGACCUAAAAACUCCAGGCUAGAGAAGACAACCUGGCAUGAAAUCCGCAAGCCAGCCAGCGCGAUGCUACAAUACAUUCAACAGCGUCAAUUAGAGAUGGCAGACAAGGGCAAUUCGGUGGCAUCUACUACUCUUGGUCGGACAGCAACAACUCUGAAUGGCAAAAAGGAAACCAAAAACAUUGAUGGAGAGGAUACAGAUGUCGCGGCAGAGGACUCUUUGGCAAGGUUUAAGAAGCUGAGUCCGUUGGAAAUGAUGGACCACUUGUCACGAGAUCUUGAGUUGUGGCAGCAAGCUAUGAAAGACUAUUGA
Pseudovirgaria hyperparasitica is the source of this 1692-nucleotide messenger RNA. RefSeq lists its product as uncharacterized. Bases 1 to 1692 code for a protein of 563 amino acids. NCBI's taxonomy places the organism in Eukaryota, Fungi, Ascomycota, Dothideomycetes, Acrospermales, Acrospermaceae. Gene Ontology annotation, cellular component: Rpd3L complex; Rpd3L-Expanded complex. The transcript is spliced from 4 exons. Gene Ontology annotation, biological process: negative regulation of rDNA heterochromatin formation; negative regulation of silent mating-type cassette heterochromatin formation. The record is from RefSeq and is a predicted model, not a curated record.